Molecule: messenger RNA, 1224 nt
Organism: Helianthus annuus (common sunflower)
Lineage: Eukaryota; Viridiplantae; Streptophyta; Magnoliopsida; Asterales; Asteraceae
Product: peroxidase 7
Exons: 3
Coding region: 16-1041 (341 amino acids)
Biological process (GO): hydrogen peroxide catabolic process; response to oxidative stress
Cellular component (GO): plant-type cell wall; plasmodesma
Molecular function (GO): peroxidase activity; heme binding
Source: RefSeq, a predicted model, not a curated record
UCUUCAAAAACAACCAUGAUGAUUGGCACGAUCAUGUGUCUCGCAUUCAUCUCCUUCUUGUCGAUCUUUAUCUCGGUAUCUGCCUUCAACAAUCCUUCGUUAACGCACUCUCUUAAAGUACCAAGCCUACCUGAUAUCACAAGCUUUGAGGACGAUCUUUCGUACUCUUUAUAUCAUAAAGGUUGCCCUAACGUCGAAGGCAUCAUCUAUAGGAAAGUAAAAGAAUGGGUCAAGAGGGACCCGUCACUCGCUCCUAGUCUCAUGAGACUACAUUUUCACGAUUGUGCCGUUAGAGGGUGCGAUGCUUCCAUACUAUUAGACCAUAGUGGAAGCGAAAGGUCUGCGAAUGUAAGCAAGUCAUUAAGAGGGUUCGAACUGAUCAAUGAUAUUAAGGCUGAACUUGAGAAAAAAUGCCCUAAAAUCGUCUCGUGUGCUGACAUCUUGACCACUGCGGCAAGAGAUGCCACUGUCUUAGCCGGUGGACCAUUUUGGACGAUACCCUUUGGACGGAAAGAUGGUCGUGUGUCCCUAGCAAAGGAAGCUGCAGCAGUCCCUAUGGGUCGCGAAAGUAUUACCCAACUUAUAGAGUUUUUCCAGUCCAAGGGACUGAAUGUUCUUGACUUGGUUGUUCUCUCAGGUGCCCAUACCAUAGGAAGGAGUUCAUGUGAGGCGGUGCAAUAUCGCCUAUACAACUACAAAGGAACAAAGAAGCCCGAUCCAUCCAUCAAUCCUUUAUAUUUGAACUACUUGAGGAGAAAAUGUAGGUGGGCGUCAGAAAACGUGUAUCUUGAUGCCACAAGCCCAAAUAAAUUUGACACGCAAUACUAUCACAAUCUUAAGAAGAAGAUGGGGCUCCUAUCAACGGACCAGUUGCUCUACUCCGACUCAAGGACUAAACCAAUUGCCGAUGCUUUGUCUUUCCAGUCAUCACUCUUCUACAACCAAUUUAGUGUCUCCAUGGUCAAGCUUGCAAAUAUUCUUGAUGUUAAAUCUCAGGAUAAUGGUGAAAUCCGUACAAAUUGCAAUCGUGUUAACUAUUGACAUGCAAGGAAAAAAAACAAUAUGGAAUAUUAUCGUUUGUUAAAUGCAAAAAUUGAUCCAUUAAAAUAUAAUUUCUAUUUGUAAACUGAGUUUUGAUAAUUUGUGCUUUUAUUGUUGUAAUUUGGAUGAUUAAUGUUGUAAUGCUAUGCUUUUUACUCAGAAAUCAUUUGUUAAUUUCUUGAA